AUGAUGCACGCAUUAGACGCUUCGCAAGCUUCUGUAGAAGGAUUAGCAAAACACGACAUUUUAAAAGAUGUCAUUAAGGAUAUCAACUUUAAACCUUGGGGGUAUAUCACUGGUCAAUUUAGUGUUAAUGCCCCAAUAAGUAUGGGUAAUACUUUAGAUAUUGAAGAGACAAAAUUGAGACCACAGUUACAAUUUGUUGCUGAUCCAAAGGAGAGUGGUAUUCCCAAGAUUAAUGACAGUGAUCUAUUCACUUUGGUAAUGACUGAUCCAGAUGCUCCUUCUAGAACUGAUAAGAAGUGGUCUGAGUUCUGUCACUACAUUGAAGGUGAUAUUAAGCUAUUGCAAGAAAAUCAACAUACUACUGGUGGUGUAGUUACUGAUCCUCAAUUUUUUGCUACUAGCAUUGCAAACGGGAAUGUACUACAAUCGUAUCAUCCACCUGGUCCACCAAAGGGUACAGGCAAGCAUAGAUAUGUAUUGAUCCUAUAUAAACAGCCACCUCGUACUUCAAGUAGCCAAUUUACAAAAGUUACUGGAAGACCUAAUUGGGGGUAUGGGACUCCUGCUACCGGUGUUCAUAAAUGGGCCACUGAAAAUAAAUUAGAACCAAUUGCUGCUAAUUUUUUCCUAGUUCAACAACCUUGA
Messenger RNA from Henningerozyma blattae CBS 6284, 645 nucleotides. Its product is annotated as YbhB/YbcL family Raf kinase inhibitor-like protein. The record is from RefSeq and is a predicted model, not a curated record. Lineage: Eukaryota; Fungi; Ascomycota; Saccharomycetes; Saccharomycetales; Saccharomycetaceae. Gene Ontology annotation, biological process: regulation of Ras protein signal transduction; regulation of proteolysis. The transcript has a single exon. The coding region runs from base 1 to 645 and encodes 214 amino acids. Gene Ontology annotation, molecular function: phospholipid binding; peptidase inhibitor activity.